CUUCAGGAAAUCUUGUGCCCCUCAGCUUUUGGCGCGGAUAGUCAGCCUUCCCAUACCUAUCUCUCAUCAAACUCCCUUUCCGCGAUAUCACCUUGCAAACGCCAUCGAAGCUGUGUCUAUUCUCCGGUAAGGCAUCGCCGGACAUACUUUUGCUCAGAGGAUUAAGGCAUGCCAAGUCAAGUACGGGUCAUUGAUGAGUAACACCAAGCCUUCCAUGUGCUGUGCUUGCUUUUCCAGGCUCAGAGACCAGAUAAGGCAUCCUGGCCUGGACCUUAUGGAGGGACAAGCCUUUACGGCUACGAUCAAAACGGGACCAAAGAGUCUUCACGGCCAAGUAGUCAUUGUUGAAUGAGGAUUGAAUUUUCAUUCUAUCAUGAUAUGGAUCACUAACCCCGACCGCCGCUAUCUCUCAUGCUACUUCCAGCAAGGUAGGAGCUUGUUCAUUCUCCCAGCGAGCCUCAUUGGCGACAGCAGCCAUGAUGCCUGAUCCGCAGGCAAUUCACCGCUCGCUCGUAGUUGUCACCUACGCCAUUGUUCGAGAAGUGUCGCUUGUUGCAACUCUCAACGCCAUCAUACUUUCUGGUGGUCGUGUCCUCUAGGACAGAGAUCGUUCGAUCUUCGCUCAUUCAGCUGACCCCCGGCAAAGGCUUGGGCUCUUCCGGUUUUGGGUUUGGUUUCUUCGGUCCGCGGUUUACUGGAGACAUGUUCAAGAAGAAUAUGUCGAGUUGGUUUUGAAAGAUAUUGACUGGUGAUAUCGUGGAGGCUGAUUCUCAAUUUGGACUUGCUAUGAUCGUGGUCGAGUUGGGUAUGGUAAUGGUAUGAGAAGAUUCGAUGCUGAUAUGACAAGGAAGAGAGAAACAUUUAUAUCUGAGAAGGACAUACCUUUGUUUGCGCUUCACUGGCAGUGGUAUUCGGCACUGGGCAGUCUUAUAUCACUGCCUCAGUGAUCAAGAUCCAUAGUGCCACUUUGGAUGUUCACUCAGCGAGCGAUACUAGUAACCAACACUGCCUAGGGCAAGGCAGUCACCAACAGAAGCAGGUGCGAGGCAGACAACGAGAGACGGCGACACGCUUCUCCUCGUCUGGAAGAGGAGCGCCAUCAUCACCAUCAGACAUCGUCGGAAGCUGCCCUUCUAGUUGGACUGGCAGUGGAGUGAUAUUCGGCACUCACCAAUAUGCGCAGCGAAACACCGUGGCCUCAUUCCCCCAAGACACAGUUGUCCAAAGUGACCGAUCUAAACUCGGGACAUGCAUCUACCAGCACGUUCGUUGGCCACCUACCUGGGAUUUCAUUCGACAUGACAAUGCAAACGUUCCCACUGACAUACUAGGCGAGAAAAAGCAUCAAGCUGGGCCAGGGGGUUUGAUGAGGCUGUCACGAAGACCCUCCAAUGUAAGUGACUUAUUUUCUCUCUUCGAUAUCAAACACCAAGCCCUUGCAGCCUCAAUCAAGCAUACAUUAUAGUUUCUGCGGAAAUGGGACGUGUAUGUCAAAACGAGACAACAUACUAUCCCGAAGGCAUCAUGGCUUUUGAAACGGUGUCGUCUGCAAGCUCAGGAGAUGAUUGUUUGGCUUUCAAAUAUAUCGCUUGCAGUUCUCCUGGUAAUCUGAUGGCCAUCUACCUUUAUAUGGACAUCGACAAGAGGAAGUACAGUACAGAUAGUCUCUCUCUCUUCAUGGAGCAUCGUCGCGGAUAUAAUUGGUACCUGAGAAAACUGACCGGGACAGCACGAGGUCGAGGCCAUGCGAUCUUCUGCUUAAGGCACCCUGCUUCACUUCAUCCCUUUUUCCCAGUGCUCACACACUCCUGUGGUAUGUCCGCGGGUGUGGUACUUUGUUCAUUAGUCCACAAGACGCAACAACGACAGCACGGAUGAAGGCAGAUCCCAUUGGCAGCCAGCAAGUCGAGUCGCGUUGGGAAGCUGUCCAUCGUCGCUCACUGAACUGCAAUACUUUGUAUGAACAGAGUUUUCCAGGCUCCGGGGUUCACCUCCGCGUCCAGAACUAUUCAUAACUAGAGUUUGUUGGGUCCCAGUAUCGCACAGUACUACUAGUAUCAUAA
This is a messenger RNA of Exophiala dermatitidis NIH/UT8656, 2063 nucleotides long. RefSeq lists its product as uncharacterized. The transcript has 2 exons. Lineage: Eukaryota; Fungi; Ascomycota; Eurotiomycetes; Chaetothyriales; Herpotrichiellaceae. The record is from RefSeq and is a predicted model, not a curated record. Bases 1477 to 1878 code for a protein of 133 amino acids.